Molecule: messenger RNA, 1951 nt
Organism: Otolemur garnettii (small-eared galago)
Lineage: Eukaryota; Metazoa; Chordata; Mammalia; Primates; Galagidae
Gene: CRPPA
Product: isoprenoid synthase domain containing
Exons: 10
Coding region: 59-1414 (451 amino acids)
Biological process (GO): protein O-linked glycosylation via mannose; isoprenoid biosynthetic process
Cellular component (GO): cytosol
Molecular function (GO): D-ribitol-5-phosphate cytidylyltransferase activity
Source: RefSeq, a predicted model, not a curated record
GAGCAGCACGGGGCGCUUCUGUCCAAAGCGAGCAGGACCCGCCGCACUGCCCGCCGCCAUGGAGCCUGGGCCGCCCAGCGGCUCCAGGCCCACCGAGCAGGGGCCUUGCCUGAGCGGCCUACUCGGCGCACACCAGGCAGCUCCGGCCUCCUCGCCAAGCGCGGCCGGGGCCGAGCCGGGGCGCUGCCCGCUGUCUGUGGCGGCCGUGUUACCCGCAGGGGGGUGCGGGGAGAGGAUGGGCGUCCCCACCCCGAAGCAGUUCUGCCCCAUCCUGGAGCGGCCGCUCAUCAGCUACACCCUGCAGGCCCUGGAGAGAGUAUGUUGGAUAAAGGACAUUGUUGUGGCAGUAACGUCCGAGAACAUGGAAGCAAUGAACAGUAUCAUUCAGAAGUACCAGCAUAAGCGCAUCUCACUCGUUGAAGCUGGAGGGACCCGUCACAGGUCAAUUUUCAAUGGACUAAAGGCACUGGCAGAGGACCAGCCUGACUCAAAACUGUCUAAACCAGAAGUUGUGAUUAUCCAUGAUGCUGUCAGACCAUUUGUUGAGGAAGAUGUCCUCUUCAAAGUUGUCAUAGCUGCUAAGGAACAUGGGGCAGCAGGAGCAAUUCGACCUCUUGUAUCUACUGUCAUUAGUCCAUCUGCUGAUGGGUGCUUAGACCACUCACUAGAACGUGCCAGAUACAGAGCAAGUGAAAUGCCACAGGCUUUUCUAUUUGAUGUGAUCUAUGAAGCAUAUCAGCAGUGUAGUGACUACGACUUGGAAUUUGGAACUGAGUGUUUGCAGUUGGCUCUAAAAUACUGUCAUACUAAUGCCAAACUUGUGGAAGGAUCACCUGACCUUUGGAAGGUGACCUACAAACGAGAUCUGUAUGCGGCUGAAUCGAUUAUUAAGGAGAGAAUUUCCCAAGAGAUUUGUGUAGUUAUGGACACCAAAGAAGGUGAAGAACAUAUAGGUCUUCUUCUUGAAGCAGUGCUGAAAUGUGAAUUAAAUCAUGUGAAAAUCACAUCUGGUGCUCUGCAGCAUGCUGGUUCAGAUCUUCAGCGAAUCAUCUCAGAGCAAUGCUAUAAUUUUGUUUGUGUAAAUGUGAUGACCUCUGAUUUUCAGGAUACCCAGAAGUUACUGAGUAUACUGGAAGAGAGUAACCUUUCCACUUUGUAUCCUGUUGUGGUCGUUUCAGUACAUUUUCUUGACUUUAAAUUAGCAACUCUUGGUCAGAAAAUGGAAAAUCUAAUGUGGAUUAGGGGAUUUGCAAAGGAAAUGAAGAGAAGAAAUAUUUUGUUAUGUGGCCUUCUCGUAUGUUACCCACAGGAUGAGCAGAAACUACAAGAGAGUUUAAAGCAAGCUGCUAUCAUUAUUGCUGCCUUAAUCAAAGAAAGAAAUUCUGGACUGGUUGGUCAGCUCCUGGUAGCAUGAAGAGCACAGAAAAUGACCCAUUAGGCUUUUUAAAACAUCAACCCAAGUAUCUCUGUUGUGCUUCAUUUCCCUGGGUCGUGUGAGGUAGAGUGUUUAAGUUGUUUUCUUUGUCAUCUUAUAAUUAAUUUGUAGGCUGUGAUACUUAGAUGAUAGAAGUGGAUCAAUGCUUAUAUCUGUAAAGCAAACAUAUUUUUGUGUAUGUCAAAUAUUAAUUGCUUGGACUAGAAAAGAGUAGAUCAAUAGAAAAUAAUAACCUUCACUAGAGGAAUCUGUCCACAAAGGCAUGAAAGAAAUAAGGAUGAAUAAGCUAUUCUUUCAAGGAAUAAGAAUUUGGAAAACUCCAGCUGUUGUCUUAACUCUAUGAUAAUAAAUUACACUGUAAUAAAGCUAAUGGAUAAGCUUCAGAAUUAUUCUCAAUCCUGAAAUUGUCCACUCACCAUGUGGUGGUUUAUCUUUUUGCCUUUCAUCGAAAUUUUCCUGAUCUUAAAAAAAGAGAGAGGUUGACAGUGAAUGAAAGUCCUUUGUAUCAAAUAUCUU